Messenger RNA from Paramormyrops kingsleyae, 3487 nucleotides. Lineage: Eukaryota; Metazoa; Chordata; Actinopteri; Osteoglossiformes; Mormyridae. The record is from RefSeq and is a predicted model, not a curated record.
UUUUCCUCGAGCGAAGACUGGAGAAGUUCUUUUAGAGAGGCAGCCUGCUGGCUCGCGAGUCUGGAGUAACUUAGAGCUGCGAUGGACGCACUUUUCGUUUGUCUGGUGUCAUUAGUCCUGCUUUCGGGGACGGGAUUACGACAAGCCGAAGCCUUAGAGUGUUAUUGCCAGCACUGCAGUAACUUCACAUGCUCUACGGACGGCGUCUGCCUCGUCACUGUCUUGAAGUCUGGGAACAAGAUUAAAGUGGAGGAGAAGCUUUGCGUCGCUAAGAAAGACCUGAUUCCCCAAGAGCGACCGUUCGUCUGUGCCGACUCCAUCAAAGGGGACACUAGCGUCCACCCCAAGUGCUGCUACACCCACAUGUGCAACAAGGACUACGAUUUAAAUGUGACAGAUCCCCCCCCUCGAGCCUCCCCCCUGGGUCCCGUGGGACUGGCGGCGGUCAUUGCGGGACCGGUCUGUGUGCUCUGCUUCGUGCUGGUCCUGGUCUUCUACAUCUGCCACAGCCGCUCCGGCAUCCACCAGCGCGUGCCCAGUGAGGAGGACCCGUCCAUGGACCACCCCUUCCUGGCCGAUGGCACCACCCUCAAAGACCUCAUCUACGACAUGACCACGUCCGGCUCUGGCUCUGGCUUACCCCUCCUGGUGCAGAGAACCAUCGCAAGAACCAUCAUCCUGCAGGAGAGUAUCGGCAAGGGCAGGUUUGGGGAGGUGUGGCGCGGCCGCUGGAGGGGGGAGGAGGUGGCCGUUAAGAUCUUCUCCUCGCGAGAGGAGCGCUCCUGGUUCCGGGAGGCCGAGAUCUACCAGACCGUCAUGCUGCGACACGAGAACAUCCUGGGCUUCAUCGCCGCCGACAACAAAGAUAACGGCACGUGGACCCAGCUGUGGCUGGUCUCUGACUACCAUGAGCACGGCUCCCUGUUUGACUACCUGAACCGGUACACAGUCACCGUGGAGGGCAUGAUCAAGCUGUCCCUGUCCACCGCCAGCGGUCUGGCACACCUGCACAUGGAGAUUGUGGGGACGCAAGGCAAACCCGCCAUCGCCCACCGUGAUCUGAAAUCCAAGAACAUCCUGGUGAAGAAAAACGGCACCUGCUGCAUCGCGGACCUGGGCCUGGCCGUGCGGCACGACUCUGCCACAGACACCAUCGACAUCGCGCCCAACCACCGGGUGGGCACCAAGAGGUACAUGGCCCCCGAGGUCCUGGAUGACUCUAUCAACAUGAAGCACUUCGAGUCGUUCAAGAGAGCCGACAUCUACGCCAUGGGCCUGGUGUUCUGGGAGAUCGCCCGCCGCUGCUCCAUCGGAGGCAUUCACGAAGACUACCAGCUGCCCUACUACGACCUGGUGCAGUCGGACCCCUCGGUGGAGGAAAUGAGGAAGGUGGUCUGUGACCAGAAGCUGCGGCCCAACAUCCCCAACAGGUGGCAGAGCUGUGAGGCCCUGCGCGUUAUGGCCAAGAUCAUGAGGGAGUGCUGGUAUGCCAGCGGAGCUGCCCGCCUCACCGCCCUGCGCAUCAAGAAGUCGCUGUCCCAGCUCAGCCAGCAGGAGGGCAUCAAGAUGUAGAGCCGCCCCCCCCCACAGCCUGCUGUCUUUCCCUUCCUUCAGUCCCAGCGCCGCCCCCUUCUCCCUGUCAUUUCACGCCUGAGAGGAUGCUAGUUCUACCUCGCCGAGGUGACAGCAGGUCGCAUCCCACAGCGCCCCCUGCUGGGUCUGCAUAGGACCAUAGUGCCCUGUUGAACUCCGCGCUGAGACGCCACCCGGCCCCCCACCCCCCCGAUGAACAUACACAGGGCAGCCCAGUCAAACUGGGAGAUGGAGAAGCAGGAAAGGCCUGCUCGUAACAUCGGAGGGAUUUGGGGGGGGGGGGAAGCUCAGACAGAAGCUCAGAGCUGUAUUACCUACGAAUGAAAUGAACCAGAUGAUGUUGUUUUAAAUCUCUUUAUUAUCAGGUACCCUGAAUAAGCAUUUCUCCUUCCUGUCUCUGCCUGGGAGAGAGGGGGGGUCCAUAUUUAGUCACUCCCCCUCUUUCUUGUUAAUUUAACAGAUGACUAUUUCUUACAAUUGUUUUUUCAUACAAAACUGGACAUGACCUCAUUCAGUCUUGGCAAACAUGCUAUGACAUAUGCAAUAUUAUACAGUAUGUGUGUGUGUGUGUGUGCGUGCAUGUCAUGUAUACAUGCCUGUCUGUCACGCAUGUACACAUCCAUGUGGACACACACUCACACACGUACACGUACAUAUGCACGCAUAUACGCCGGUAUAUUUAUAUAUAUAUAGUUACUGCAGUCUCAGUACGACCAUGCCUUCCAAACCAGGUGUUACCAGAAAGUGCCACCGCUGUGAAUGGGUCCCGUCCGGCUGUAGCCUAUCAGUGCGAGGGGCCUGCACACACGCUCGUGUCGGUCACGGGAGACCCCGGGGGUCGGGUGGCUGGGAGCAGGACGGGGCCACAAACCGCAGCCCCAGACAGCUGCCCGGGACACUUCAGGGUCCUGAUCUCUUCUGUUCGUACACGUUCAUACACACACACACACAGUGCCUGCGCACACACACAGGGAAGCAUUAACUCCUUCUCCCUCCUCACACACUCUGCGCUCUCUCCUUCCUCUCUUUCACACCGUCUGUCUCCGCACACGUGUGUAUCCAUGGCCUGGCAGGUUUUAUUCAAAUAUAGCAAGUGGACAUUUUACUAAGCCAUAGGUUUGUCAGCAUUUUGUGGCAAUUUUUCUAUAAGAAUGUACAUUUCAAAAUUGCUGUUACAAAGGGACUGCUUCACAGUGAAUCUGAGCAUGUCUUACGGGACCAAUAUUGGUUUGAUCUAGUUAAUCAUUAUCGAAAGGUAAAGAGCAGGUUUUGGCCAGAUGCAGUGAAUCCUGUUCAAUACAUCUCCAUAUUACCACACAACUUGUAUGCUGAUAGGUGCAGUGGAAGAUUUGUCAUUUUGAUUGUUUUGCAAAAUAAUUUAUUUCUAUAUAAUGUUGUAUUCAAACAUAUAUAUGUAUUUACUCAGACUACGUGUUUGUGUCAUGUAUGUGACUUGGACAAUGCUAAUUUCUUUUAAUCAUGACUCUGUUCUGCUCCUGGUCUCCAUAGCAAUAAGUGCAGUUUUCCGCGAGCCCGUUGCAGCUGGCGUGUGUGGUAAUGUGGUGUGGUGCAGACUGAGGUGUGAGGCGCUUUCCGCCCAGCGGUCUGACCCAGUGCUGCAGCAGUCUUCCCUACAGCCCUGUGGCGGGUCAUUCUCGAAAUGGGAGGGGGCGGCGCCCUCUGAGAUUGGAUAGGAGGGGCACAAAACUGUGAGAUGCAGGUUCACCUCUGGGUGUAAAGCACAACACAUGCCAGUACCUCUCACCAGCCCAUAACUCUGACCCAAAAUGGGCGCCGGUUUGUCCUGUUUUGACCAAAAACAACUUGCCCUAGGAAUAUAAUGUGCCAUGCAAACAGUAUGUGAUUGUAUCCUAUUAAAUGUUAAUACUGUAAA